Molecule: messenger RNA, 6005 nt
Organism: Hevea brasiliensis (rubber tree)
Lineage: Eukaryota; Viridiplantae; Streptophyta; Magnoliopsida; Malpighiales; Euphorbiaceae
Product: protein RNA-directed DNA methylation 3
Exons: 19
Coding region: 181-5697 (1838 amino acids)
Biological process (GO): regulation of transcription by RNA polymerase II; transcription elongation by RNA polymerase II; regulation of DNA-templated transcription elongation
Cellular component (GO): DSIF complex
Molecular function (GO): mRNA binding
Source: RefSeq, a predicted model, not a curated record
UAUCACUAUUGUAAAUUCUGAUGAUUCAGAAGCUCGUCACGCCAUGUCACCAGUCACUAGAAACUGUUCAGCCUGAGGAGAAAUUUAGUCGGUCCAGCUCCAAGGGCAGCUCUACUACUCUCUCUCUUUUUAUACUUGUAUGUGAAUCGUACGGUACAACCCUCACGUUGUGGCUUCGAAAUGGCAUCCAAAGGCAAGGAGGUCGCCACCGGAACAUCCUCCUCCGGCGACAAGCGGAAGCGGGGUGGGGGUGCUGAUGAAGACAAUCCCGGAAGUGGUCGGAAGAGGAGAAACCGCGAGGUUCUUCAGUUCUUCGAGGAUACAGCUGAGGUCGACGACGACGAGAGCGACCAGAGUGAUUUUGAUGACGAUGAAUUUGACAUUGAGCUGAAAGUCAAGAAAGAACCAGUGAAAAUGCAGAAUAUCUCAUUUAUUCCCAAAGAGGAGGCUAUGGAUGAGGAAGAAUUUGAUAAGAUGAUGGAGGAACGUUACAAAGAAGGUUCUAGUUUUGUUACAUAUGCUGAAGAUGAUUUUGAAACUAAAUCCAUGGAAAGAAAUAUUCAUUUUCCAUCUUCUAGGGAUCCAACUAUCUGGAAGGUCAAAUGCAUGGUUGGACGUGAGAGGCACUCAGCUUUCUGCCUCAUGCAGAAGUUUGCUGACUUGAAAUCUCUAGGCACUAAACUGCAGAUAAUUUCUGCAUUUGCUGUUGACCAUGUAAAGGGCUUUGUUUACAUUGAAGCUGAUAAGCAAUGUGAUAUUACCGAGGCGUGUAAAGGGCUUUGUAGCAUAUAUUCUACUAGAGUGGCUUCAGUUCCAAAAAAUGAAGUUUCUCAUAUACUUUCUGUUCGAAGUAAAUCUAAUGUAGUUAGUGAGGGUAUGUGGGCCCGUAUCAAGAAUGGGAAAUACAAGGGGGACCUUGCACAGGUUGUUGCUGUAAAUGAUGCACGGAAAAGAGCAACAGUGAAGCUUAUUCCAAGAAUUGAUCUACAAGCAUUGGCCCAAAAAUUUGGUGGGGGAGUUUCCAUGAAGAAUGCUGCAACACCUGCGCCUAGAUUGCUCAGCUCAAGUGAACUAGAGGAGUUCCGGCCUCUUGUUCAAUAUAGACGUGACCGUGAUACUGGCAGGAUGUUUGAGGUUCUUGAUGGUCUGAUGCUCAAGGAUGGGUAUUUGUAUAAAAGGGUUUCUGUAGAUUCAUUAAGCUGUUGGGGUGUUAUGCCAUCCGAGGAGGAGCUGCUCAAGUUCCAGCCUUCUGAGAAUAAUGAGUCUGAUAAUUCAGAAUGGCUUAAACAGAUUUAUGGUACACCAAAGAAAAAACGUGUAAUUGGAAAUGGCAAAGGCAGUGAGAAAGGAGAGAGUUCAUCAGGUUCUGGUGCCGAUAGUAGUUUUGAACUGUAUGAUCUUGUGUGUUUUGGCCGGAAAGAUUUUGGUCUUAUUGUAGGCAUGGAAAAAGAUGAUUAUUACAAGAUUCUAAAAGAUGGACCGGAAGCACCAGUAGUGGUGACUGUUGUACGGCAUGAGUUAAAAAAUGGACCCUCAGAUAUGAAAUUUAUUGCGUUAGAUCACCGCAUGAAAACUGUUUCAAUUAAUGAUACUGUCAGGGUGUUGGAAGGUCCAUUAAAGGAUAGGCAAGGAAUCGCUAAGCAAAUCUACAGAGGAAUUAUUUUUAUGUAUGAUGAGAAUGAGACAGAAAAUGGUGGUUAUUUCUGUUCUAAAGCUCAAAUGUGCGAGAAAAUCAAGCUUUCUUUUGAUGCUUCCAGUGAAAAGGGUGGUGAAUCGGGCCCAGUAGGCUUUGAAGAUUUCCCAUCAUCCCCCAAAUCUCCUCCUCUAUCACCUAAAAAACCAUGGCAAACAAAGGAAAAUAGUCGGGAGUUCAACAGAGGGGAUAAGGAUGGAAUGUUCUCCAUUGGUCAGACCUUGAGAAUCCGUGUAGGACCUUUGAAGGGUUACCUUUGCCGUGUUUUGGCUAUACGUUAUUCUGAUGUUACUGUGAAGCUUGAUUCUCAGCAGAAAGUUCUUACAGUAAAAUGUGAGCAUCUCUCUGAGGUUCGUGGGAAGAGUUCUGCCAUGCCUGUGAGCGACGAUCUGGGGUCCAGUUCUUUAAAACCAUUUGAUCUACUUGGAACUGAAGGGGGUUCUACAGGUUGGACAGAUGGAGCAGGAACAUCAGCUGAUGGUGAUAGGUGGAAUACUGGAGGAGCCACUACUGAAAGUUCAUGGCCCAGCUUCUCUUCCUCAGGCUUGAAGCUUCAGUCUGAAUCCAACUUUGCCAAUUCAUCAGGUUCUGCAGAUAACAAUACUAAGGAAGUAGAUGCUUCUUGGGAAAGGAAAGCUUCAAAUCAGAAUUCCUUUUGGGGGGCAGCUGCAGCUGAUGACAAGGCUGUUGCUAAUAAUGGUCAAGUGCAUGGUUGGGGAAAUGAGGAUAGUUGGAACAAAGCUUCUACUAAUGUAGGUUCUAGCAGUGGUGCAUCUGUUGGCUGGGGUAAAGCAACUUUACCCAGUGAAAAUCCUGCAGGUGCUUCAAGAGAUUCUGGAGAUGGCUGGGGUCAAUCAAAACUUUAUGAUGGAAAUUCUACAACUGAUGCUGCAACAGCUUGGGACAAGGGAAAGACUGUUAUUGGAAAUCCAACCACCAGCUGGGGAGACAUUGCCACUAAGAAGAAUCAGCUGGACUCUUUGGGCAGCAGUAAGGAUGUAGUACAAUCAGGAUCAUGGAACAGUAAAAGCUCCAGUGCAGGUGACGACCACUGUAACAAUGCUACUGGGUGGAAUCAACAAAAAUCUCAGAACAAGGACAACUGGGGAAGUACUGCAGAAGCCCUAAAUAAAGAUACUGUUCAUGAUUCUUGGGGUAAAAGAUCCAGGACAGGUACGGACCCCUGGAAUAAGGAUGAGAAAGCUCAGAACAAAGUGGACACUUGGGGAGGUACUGCAUGUGGUAGCUGGGCCCAACCAGAUUUGGGAAAUGCUGAUGAAGCGAGUGGCUGGAUGAAAGCCAAAGUUGAUGGUGCAGGUCAAACUGCAAAUUGGGGAAACCAAAAAAAUCAGAGUGAAGAUGCAACUGGUUGGACUAGAGGCGGAUCUUGUGGCCAGACGCAGAGUGACAAUUGGAAUAAAUCAAAGACCUUUGGUACUGAUGGAGGAUCUUGUAAUAAGCAAGAGGGAGAAUCUGCUUGGGGUAAACCAGAUGGAGGGCCAUCUUGGAAUAAGCAAGAUGGAUCCUCUUGGGGCAAAUCAGAGGGAGUGUCUUCUUGGAGUAAGCAAGAUGGAGGUUCUUCCGGAAACCAGGAUAGAUUUCAAGAAUUUGGCGGUUGGAACAAGACAUUUGAUGGAGGUCGUGGAUCAGGUGGAAGAAGAGGAGGUGGUAGGGGAGGUAGAGGUCAAUUUGGCAGAGGAAGAAGACCAUUUGGAGAAGAUCAGUCUUCAGGUUGGAAGAAAGGAGGUGAAGGAAGCAAUUGGACAGGUGAUGGAACACCUUCAAGGAAUCCAUCUGGUUGGGGUAAUGAUCAAGUUGGUGGUUGGGUUACAUCCGAUGUCUCUGAGGAAGGUAGAGAAGGUGAUCAGAAGAAACCAAAUUCUUCUUGGGGGGAUAAUGGAGCAGGAUGGAACAAAAGCAAGGGAGCAGGUAAAGAGAUUGGUGAAAAUUGGGACAAAUGGAAUUGUGCAAAGCCCUCUUUUGAGAAGAAAUCUAGUUGGGGUGAUGAGAAAGGUGAAUGUCAGGGUGAUGACAAAAGUUUAGAUCAUAAUCAAUCAUUAGGAGGGCAAACUGAAGCUCCAAAAUGGAAUGCAUCAAAUUCAGUUGGUGGGAACUGGACAACUGAUUGGAACAAAGGGCCUGCUGCAAAUGAAGGGCCAAGUCAAAGUUGGGGUGGAGGCAGCAAAAGCAACACGGAGAAAGCUUCUACAGGAGAUGCUACUGGUUGGAUAAGUGGAACAUGUGGGGUAGGUACAAAGCAGACAGAUUGGGGUGCUCCUAAAUGCUCCAAGUCAUCAUGGGAUAAUAAAGCUGGUGAUGUGGACAAUAGCCAGCCUUCUGGUUGGGGCAGCAAAAGCAGUUGGUGUGGUUCUAAAUUCUCUGGACAGAAGUCUGAUGAAAUCGGAAAGGCGAGUGAGAAUAAAGAUCAAGAUGGUUGGAAUGGUGGAAGGGCUUUGAGUGGAGGGUUGGCAAAGGGAUGGGGUCAAAGUGCUAGCUUGAGAAGUGGAUCAAAUGAUGCAGGUAAAAACCAUGAUUCUGAUUGGGCUAAAAAUGGUGGCACUAGCUCUGGAACGGGUGAUUCCUGUGGAAAAGAUUCUUCCUGGGGCAAGAGAAAUUGGAACUCUGGAUCCAAUGAUGCAGAUGGAAAUCAGGAUUCUGGUUGGGGCAAGAAAAACAAUUUCAACUCUGAAUCCAGUGAUGUUAACCAAAGUUCUGGUUAUGGCAAGAAAAGCAGCUGGAACUGUGGAUCCAAUGAUGCAGAUGGGAAUCAGGAUUCUAGUUGGGGCAAGAAAAACAAUUUUAAAGCUGAAUCCAGUGAUGCUAACCAAAUUUCUGGUUGUGGCAAGAAAAGUAGCUGGAACUCUGGAUCUGGUGAUGCAAGCUGGAAUUCUUCUGGAUGGGGCAAGAAAAGUAGUUGGAACCCUGGAGAUAGUGAUGUCAACCGGGAUUCUUUUGUAGCCAGUGGUGAAGACCAAACUGAGAAUUCUAGUUAUGGCUCAGGUGGUGGGAAUUCGAGGGGUGGUUUCAAAGGCAGAGGUGGUUCUUUUGACAGAGGAGGCCUUAGAGGUAGAGGGGAGAGAGGAGGUUUUGGGGGUAGAAAUGGUUCAGACAGAGGCUUUGGAGGCAGAGGUAGAUCUAACGGAGGAGGAUUUGGAUGUAGAGGUGGUUCAGAUAGAGGAGGUUUUGGUGGUAGAGAUAGAUUUGACAGAGGAUAUGGUGGCAGAGGUGGUGGAAGGAGGGAUCAUAGUAGUUGGAAUGAAAAUAAUGAUUCUGGUGAUGACAAGGCCUUCGACUGGAAGAAUAGGACAAACAAUGCUGGCGGAGGAUGGAAAACUAGUGGUGGAAGCAGCUGGAACCAAGGAGGUGCUGAUAAGAGCCAAUUGCAGAGUUGGAAUUCCCAAAAUGAUGGAAGUAGCAAUCAAAGUGGUGGUUGGGGCAAGGGCACUAGUGCAGUUGGGGAAUCUAAUGAUUCACGGGGUAAAUCAUCAGCAAGCUCUUGGGGAAACAAGGGAGAUGGAGAUGGUAAUGAUGGAGGAUGGAAAACUAGUGGAGACAGCUGGAACCAAAGAGGUGCUGACAAGGCCUUUGACUGGAAGAAUGGGACAAACAAUGAUGGCAAGGGAUGGAAAACUAGUGGAGGCAGUUGGAACCAAGGAGGUGCUGAUAAUAGUCAACCGCGGCGAUUGGAUUCCAAGAAUGAUGAAAGCAGCAAUCAAGCUGGUGGUUGGGGCAAGGGUACUAAUGCAGGUGGGGAAUCCAAUGAUUCAUGGGGUAAAUCGUCAGCAAGCUCCUGGGGAAACAAGGGAGAUGGUAAUGAUUUAGGAUGGAAAACUAGUGGAGGCAGUUGGAGCCAAAGAGGUGCUGAUGAGGGAAAUGGUAAUCAAGCUGGUGGUUGGGGCAAGGACACUAAUGCAGGUGGGGAACCCAGUGACUCAGGGGGUAAGGCACCAGGAAGCUCUUGGGGAAACAAGGGAGACGGUGGAAGUAGCAAAGGGGGAUGGUGAGUUAGUCCACAAAUUAGUCAUCUGAUUUGUUUGUGUCGAAAAACUGAAGGUUCAUGGGUCUGUAUAUAUUGGUUUCUUUGCCCUUUUUUUUGUUCUUUUUUUAAAUGCACAAUUAAGGUCUCAAAACAGUACUUUCUUGUGGAGCCAUGCGCGUGCCGUUAUUUUUCCUUGACAUUUUGGACCCUGGUGCUCUUGAGCAGAGCUCGUCCGAGCAUGGAUCAGGCAGUACCUGUUUUAUAAUGGCGAGUGCAUGGUUAAUUAAGCAGACUUUACGUCAUUUGUAAAAAAUAAAAAAUUGUUGUCCUUAA